Messenger RNA from Guillardia theta CCMP2712, 900 nucleotides. RefSeq lists its product as hypothetical. Gene Ontology annotation, molecular function: zinc ion binding; DNA-binding transcription factor activity, RNA polymerase II-specific. Lineage: Eukaryota; Cryptophyceae; Pyrenomonadales; Geminigeraceae. The record is from RefSeq and is a predicted model, not a curated record. Gene Ontology annotation, biological process: regulation of DNA-templated transcription. Bases 1 to 900 code for a protein of 299 amino acids. The transcript has a single exon.
AUGGGAGAUCUGAUGUGUGACUUUGAUCUGGUAUCCAACGAGGAGUACUACAAGCCACCGACCUUCUCCCUGGAAGAGGAAGAUAACGACUUUGAACUCACUGGAACAGCACAUGCUCUGACCUUAGUUCACUGUGGACCAGUGUUUACCCUCGACCAUGACCAGCCUGAUCCUCGUGGUUCCUGUGGACCGAGAGACACCUCGGGAAUUGGUGAGGGUCCGCAGGAGAUUGGUCAUCAGGCUGACCUCAACUGGGCUGUGAGCGCGAUGAGUUCAUGCCCAUCGCUGCUCAAUCCGUACAUGCUUGGUGGGUGCGGUGCGAUCGAGCAAUCUCUCUCAAUGGACCAUCUGAAUCAGACUAAUUAUUCCCCUCCUGCUGGCCCUCCUUUCUUUCCCUCCCAAACUCCGUCUGGUCCCACGUUGCCCAGCUCGGCCGCUCAGAGUUUAGCUUCGCCCUACGGCUUCAUGGCGAGUAUGCCAGUGAAUAACUCAGGGUCGCGGUUGGAGCAAGUGCACAAUUUCAUGCCUGAUACAGAAUCUUUGGAGGAUGGGCAGGCGAAGAGGAGGAGGACACGCACAAAGUAUGUCGAGUCGGCCUGCGACUUCUGCAAGAUGAAGAAGAAAAAAUGCAGCUCGGUGAGGCCGUGUUCGACGUGCAUCGUGAUGAAUAGGUGGGAAGCUUGCAAUGCAACAGGUCAGGACCUUCUGGUCUCGAUCACUAGGAGGACGAACACGGUGUUGGGCCGAGAUGCUAUGAUGGAAAGAGUGAUGGCAGCCGCGAUGGAGAGUAAGUUGAACCUUUGGUCGCUGAUGAGGAGGCUGGUCGAGCUGGGCCUGGAUGGGAGCACUUCGAUGUCGUUGUUCAGAUGCAUUCCUCCUGAGUUGAACGAGGUGAGAUGA